Saccostrea cuccullata (small rock oyster) is the source of this 2985-nucleotide messenger RNA. RefSeq lists its product as uncharacterized. The transcript has 10 exons. The record is from RefSeq and is a predicted model, not a curated record. NCBI's taxonomy places the organism in Eukaryota, Metazoa, Mollusca, Bivalvia, Ostreida, Ostreidae. Bases 358 to 2184 code for a protein of 608 amino acids.
AAAGAAAUUGUACUUCCGGUGGUUGUCUGCACCCGCAAAAACUUGAAAAUGUAAAUUGUCUUUACUUUACAAGGCUUGAUAAUGAAAAGGAUUGGAAAGCAGGUCUGUGCUUGGAUAUGAGAGUACUCCACAGUUUCUUGGAUUCCUUAUAACAGUCAUAAGAAAGAUAUAGCCUGGUGCUAUAGAAUACACAGAUAGGUGACCAGAGGAUUACAAUACUGAUAUUAUACUUGGUCUUUAUGAGACAUAUAGUGGGUUUAUAAUAGGAUGACUUUGAUUAUACCAUAGGGAAAGCUAACAGCCAACUUUGGUGGUAAUACAUGUACAAUGAAGUAAGAGCCCCCUCUAUAACACAGUAUGACAAUGGAUGUGGACCCAGCACCCACAGACUUUCUACAUGGGCUGAACAGGAUCAGGUGCAAUGGUUCCCGGAUCAAGGUGGGAAACCGAGACUUUACAUCUGCCUCAGAGGCCCUGGAAGCUUACCUGGACCAGUACGCAGGUUUGACCUCCAAACAUAAAGGUCGAUAUAAGCAGAAUGUGUCGGAUCUGUUGGAUCCUAAGUCUGCUCUCCACCUCACUGCAGAGCGAUCUCUACAGACAGGAGUCCGGGACACCGCCACUGAACUCCAGCUGGCCACCGCCAGGGAAUCCAUCAAUGAAUCCUACGACAAAAUGAAAAGGAGCAUGGCCCUCAGAGCUGAAGCAGGUUAUUGGAAAGUUGACAGAGUGGAUGAAGCAUUAAACAAAUCAGGGGAGUUAUUACAUAGGAUAGCUCAUGAUGAGCCCUUACCUAAGGAGGGACCCAGUGACAUCGAGAGUGUCAAUACAGACACACUGAUUAAUAUGAAGCUGGGGACAGCCGCACCAAAGAGAGGACAUGUAUACUCGUAUAAAAACCCCAGGAACCGGUCCAAGACAGUGGGGGCUGCCCCUCAGAAAAGGGACCUCUCUAGUGUAGAAGACAUUCUGGGAUCACGGCGGAGUGGUCUGGCCAAUCUUCCUCCCCCGACCAGCUACAAGUCCUCCCAGCCAAGGGAGAGAAGUAGGUCCGUGUCUCCAUCUUCAUUCAGACAUCAUGAGAGGCUAGCCAGCAAUCCAGCCAGACAGGCUUAUGACAUUCCAGUGAAAAGCUAUGAUUUAGAUUUGUCUGAGAGCAAGAAGCCUCCCAGCUGGAUCGAUGCCCUUGAUAUUUCCAAUCCUAGUGAGAGCUUUUGGUCCAAGAGAGAUCUUGUGUCUGGUAGGCCUGCUCCUAGCUGGGUUCAAGGACUAGAUAAAUCUGAUAUUACUAGUGUUACUGCUGAUCUACCUCAGAAGCGAGUGGGCUUCUCAGAAAAUGUGGCACAGUCAAAUUUUAAUAGAUCACAUGACUCAAACCCCCCUGGUCUAGAUUUUAAUGAUUUACUAUCCAAAUCACCAGGCAAAUCUUCUUUAAAGUCACCAAAGUCAAGUCGUAAAGCCUACAAUUUCUCCAGCAAGUUGGCACCAGAAGUACUGAAGGCUGGAAACACUAGUGCAAAUAGCAGUGAUAUUUUAGAAAAAUAUUUAGAAACUUCAACAAAGGCAGAUAACUCUUAUGAUGUGUCCCGUCCCCCUCGAUGUUCUAGCUUGGAUACUGAGGCAUUGUUAGCAGGAAUAUCGGCACCUAACAAAAGUGACAUCACAGGAGCAAGCCCUAUUGUCCCAGAUCAAUCCCCAGCACGGCCUGGGACUUCUAACAGAGCGCGGAGCCCUGACACAGAUAUGGUACUGGAUGGUGAUCGCUCCUGGGAGAAACCUGUACUACCCAAUCUGAAGCCCCCAGUAGUAACAGUGGAUGAUGACUUACAGACAGACACACUGACAGGCACUCCACAACCUGGUAGUUUGGAGGCCUUAAAGAACAUGUUGUUUAAGCUACAAACUGAGGCUGCAGCACAUGCAGCAGGAAAUCCUACCACCAUAGAAAAUCUACAGGCUGGAGCUCCUAAUACAGAGAGACCUGAGGAAGAUAUUCCUGCCCUGGAGGGUUACAACUGGAAAGAGCAGCCCGGGGGACAGUCCCUAGAAAAAGCUCUUCAUCACCUAGGAAACCUGAAGACCAUUGUUAACAAUGAGAAGGCAGCUCGCAGUAGAUCUCCAUCCCCCCAAAGAUUGAGGAGUCGAUCUUACUCCCCCACACGCUCCAGGUCCGUGCUCAGCUAGACUGAGGAGUGGAUCUUACUCCCCCACACGCUCCAGGUCCGCGCUCAGCUAGACUGAGGAGUGGAUCUUAUUCCCCCACACGCUCCAGGUCCGCGCUCAGCUAGACUGAGGAGUGGAUCUUACUCCCCCACUCACUCCAGGUCCGCGCUCAGCUAGUCAGACUGUUAUAGACUUUGUUAAUUAUGUGAUUGAAAUGCAUGUUAGCUUAGGAGAAUGGACACAUUAAACUUAUUUAUACUCAUUGUUUAUCAUUCACAUUAAAGAUAGAAUUGAUUCUGUAUCAAUAAUUAUUAUUCAAUGGACCUUUGUUGUUGCCUUUUAUAAAUUUAGCUUGUAUAAUAUAGUGACAUCAUCAUGAUGGCAAUCUACGUACAUGGACAUCGAUAUUCAAAAGAAAAUUAGAAAAGUACAUGUAAACUUGAUAUGGUUUCUGAUUAGAUCUUUUUGUUCUGUUUGGUGUAAAACUUAUUAUCAUUGUUAAGUAAUCGUUAAAUAUUGACUUUUUAUUAAGUUGAUGAACAACACUUACCUCCAGGUCUUGUGCCACUGAGAUCUUUCAGUUUUGUUGUGUAAAAAUAAAUGACAAUUUUGAUAUGAUUUUGGUUUUUACAACAUAUGGAAACAUGAUACCUGUAUUUGUAAAUUUCACUGAAGGGGCACCUGCUUGUUGUGAAUUUGUCACUGGGAUUUCUUAUGGCCUUGGGAAACGUCUGUUUGUUUGGACCAUAGUAACCAAUAUUUAAUUUCACAUUAUUUUGUUGUUAUUUAUUUACCAUUAAAUAAAAUGUCAUCCAUUUUUAA